Caenorhabditis sp. 36 PRJEB53466 is the source of this 1069-nucleotide messenger RNA. The record is from the annotation of a GenBank genome assembly. Lineage: Eukaryota; Metazoa; Nematoda; Chromadorea; Rhabditida; Rhabditidae.
AUGUGCUUCUCCGAGAUCUUCAUCGGCCGUCUGUUCACCUAUGUCCCGGCGCUGUGUCCCAUUCUUAGCCCGUACUUUUACAGUCCAUCAGUGUUUCUCAAAGUUUACUUUACUCUAAUCCACUACACGGACGGAUUCAAGACCAUUUCCCAAGUUUUCUUGAGCUUCAACCGGAUGACGUGCGUUGUUUUUCCUGUGAAUCACGACGAGGUGCCCCAGUUAUCAUAGUUAUUUGGAAAAUGAUAGUAAUUAUUGAAGAUCUGGAAGCGAAUUCUCAUACCGACAAUAUUUAUUAUGUUCAUUUUGCCAAUUGGAAUCAUUUGGAACAUUGUGAUCUCGAGAGUUUAUGCUAAUCCAUCGGCCGGAGGUUUUAGCGCCAAUUACAUUAGAAAAGUGGUGUGGGUAAGUGGUCUAGGAUCACAGUCAUAGGUUAUAUAGUCUUUACCAAAAAAAUAUCAUUCAAAAAUGAAGAAUAAGGAAACAAGUUUAAUUAUAGUGCAACGACGGAAGUUGUUCACUGGGUUCACCGAUAAUAACAGACAUUCAGGCACGUGUUUCCCAAUUCCACCUGUUCUAUUUCAUCGGUUCUCUGCUCUUAAUCAUAAUCUUUUCGUCGGCGACUCUUUACGCGUUGCUCGUGCUUCGAACUCGAAUCAAAUCGGCCGAAAAGUCGAUCACGACGGCCACGAUGGCUAUUUCCAUCGAAUUUUGUCUUCUGGCCAUGUUUCAGGUCUGAUCCUAAACAAGAAGUUCCAUAAGUCCUAUUUGCAGAUCUACUUCGCCUACCUCUCCUCCCCAACUUCUCCCCUCAGACCCUAUUUGCUCCGUGCUCUCGAGCUGACCUAUGAUUCUCUGAACUUCUUCCCGCCCAUCCUCCUAAUCUGCUUCAACCGACAACUCCGGUUGGAUAUGGGGUUUGACUCGGAACAUCAAAAAAAUGUUCAGAAAACGUCAAGGUUUGAAACGAGUAUAAUUUAAUUGGAAAAUUAAUAUGAAAAGUUCAGAAGCACAGUUGUCAGUUCAUCCUCUCGUCCAGUAUCAAUUCGGUCCGUUUCUCAAGUGGUUCUGA